Ogataea angusta is the source of this 945-nucleotide messenger RNA. RefSeq lists its product as uncharacterized. The transcript has a single exon. The record is from RefSeq and is a predicted model, not a curated record. Bases 1 to 945 code for a protein of 314 amino acids. NCBI's taxonomy places the organism in Eukaryota, Fungi, Ascomycota, Pichiomycetes, Pichiales, Pichiaceae.
AUGUCAGACAAAACAGCGUCUCAAAAAGUGUCCACAGUUGGCGGGUUCAUCGCCGGAGGACUUGCGGCCUGCGGAGCUGUGACCGUGACCAACCCGAUCGAACUGGUGAAAACCAGAAUGCAGCUAGAAGGAGAGCUGUCCAGUGCAACAAACACCCCGAGAGUUUACAAAAAUCCGUUCCAGGCUCUGGGGCUUAUCUACAAAAAUGAGGGUAUUAGGGGGUGUCAGAAGGGUCUUUUUUGCGCGUACAUCUACCAGCUUGGACUGAACGGAUGUCGUCUCGGCCUAUACGAGCCGGUCAGAAACUUCAUCAACACCGUUAUCUUUCCUUCGCGGGACGCACAUUCGGUCCAAAGCAUUCCGGUCAACGUUGCGGCAGGAGCGCUAUCUGGUAUAGCCGGAGCCAUUGUCGGCUCGCCCUUCUACCUCAUCAAGACCCGGAUGCAGUCGUUCUCGCCUAGUAUCAAGAUCGGUGAGCAAACUCAUUACACCUCGACGUGGAACGGACUUGUUUCGCAAUAUAGACAAGGCGGGUUGCGCGGGCUCUUCAAGGGAGUGGACGCAGCCAUCAUUAGAACCGGUAUGGGCUCUUCAGUCCAGCUACCGAUCUACAACUUUGCCAAGCACGAGCUGCUGAAGACGGGACUAAUCGAAGAAGGCCCGCAUCUUCACCUGCUUUCCAGUACAAUCUCGGGUCUCGGAGUCGGCGUCGUGAUGAACCCAGGAGACGUCAUUCUCACCAGAGUCUACAACCAGAAGGGAAACAAGUACUCUGGUCCUAUCGACUGUCUGGUCAAGACUGUCAAAAGUGAGGGUAUUGGGGCACUUUAUAAAGGAUUCGGAGCACAGUUGUUCAGAAUUGCUCCUCACACCGUCCUCACGCUCACCUUCAUGGAGCAGACCAUGAAGCUGACGUUCAUGGUGGAAUCGGGACUGUUUGUCUAA